AUGACAAGACGGUGCCUCAGCCUCCUAACCCCCCUGGCUCUGCUGGGACUCCUCCUGGGGCUCGCAGACCUCAGCCCCGACACUGCUGGCGAGGAUGAGGAUUAUUACAUGCAGGAGCUGCUGACAAGGGAGCAGUACAACCGGGUCCAAAUGCAGGAGAAGCCUGUGGCCUCGGUACCUGAGAGGCAGGAGCACCCAGGCCGCAACCCUGGCAAGAAGGUGCCCAAGGGAAAGGAAGUCAGCAGCAGGCAGACGGAUCAAACCACAGCUGAUGCAAAACCAGCGAACAGCAAGAAAGCGGAGAAGAACAAGAAGAGCAACCUGAACGCCGCAAACAGCAUCUCAGAGGGAGGACAAUACAACUCCAUAAAAGAGGAAUGCCCUCCUAUGGGACUGGAGACGCUGAAGAUUGAUGAUUUCCAGCUUCACGCUUCAAGCACGAAACGCUACGGCCUUGGUGCACACAGAGGUCGCCUUAACAUUCAGGCAGGCAUUUAUGAUGAUGACCUCUAUGCUGGGGCCUGGUGCGCGGGCAGAGACGACCCGCUGCAGUGGUUCGAGGUGGACGCCAGGAGGCUGACCAAGUUCACAGGGGUCAUCACACAAGGCAGGAGCUCCCUCUGGUCGAGUGACUGGGUGACCUCGUACAAAGUCAUGGUGAGCAACGACAGCCACAGCUGGGUAACGCUGCAGAACGGCUCCGACGACAUGAUUUUCAGCGCCAACCGGGAAAAAGAGAUCCCCGUGCGGAACAUCUUCCUGGCGCCGGUGGUCGCCCGAUACAUCCGAGUCAACCCUCUCUCCUGGUUCAACAGCGGCAACCUCUGCAUGAGAGUGGAGAUCCUUGGCUGUCCUAUGCCAGAUCCGAAUAAUUAUUACCACAGACGCAAUGAAGUCAUAACAUCGGACGACUUGGACUUCAGACACCACAGCUACAAGGAGAUGAGGCAGAUGAUGAAGGUGGUAAAUGAGAUGUGCCCCAACGUCACCCGGAUCUACAACAUAGGAAAAAGCCAAAAUGGCCUCAAGCUCUACGCCAUAGAGAUUUCUGACAACCCUGGAGAGCAUGAAGUUGGUGAACCGGAGUUUCGGUACACGGCCGGUUCCCAUGGUAACGAGGUGCUGGGCCGAGAGCUGCUCCUCCUGCUGAUGCAGUUCAUGUGCCUGGAGUAUUUGUCUGGCAACCAGCGGAUCCGUCACCUGGUGGAGGAGACCAGAAUCCAUCUAUUGCCAUCUGUCAACCCCGAUGGGUACGAGAAAGCCUUUGAAGUGGGAUCUGAGCUCAGUGGCUGGUCUCUGGGUCGAUGGAGCUCUGACGGAAUAGACAUUCACCAUAACUUCCCCGAUCUCAACUCCAUACUGUGGGAGGCCCAGGCCAAGAAAUGGAUCCCUCGCAAAAUGUUCAACCACCACGUGCCCAUCCCCGAUUGGUACCAGUCCACAAAUGCAUCGGUUGCCAUGGAGACGCGGGCUCUGAUAGCGUGGAUGGAGAAGAUGCCCUUUGUGCUGGGCAGUAACCUUCAGGGAGGGGAGCUGGUGGUGACCUUCCCCUACGACAAAACCCGCUCCCCGGGGGUGACCAGGGAGCAGACCGCCACCCCGGAUGACCACGUGUUCCGCUGGCUGGCCUUCUCCUACGCGUCCACCCACCGCCUGAUGACUGAUGCCAACCGACGGGUCUGCCACAUGGAAGACUUCGCCAAGGAGGACGGCACCAUCAACGGAGCGUCCUGGCACACUGCGGCUGGCAGUAUGAACGACUUCAGCUACUUGCACACCAACUGCUUUGAGUUGUCCAUGUACGUGGGUUGUGACAAAUUCCCUCAUGAGAACGAACUGCCUGAGGAGUGGGAGAACAACCGCGAGUCUCUUCUCGUCUUCAUGGAGCAGGUGCAUCGAGGGAUCAAAGGUGUCGUGAGGGAUCUGCAAGGUCGUCCAAUAGCUAAUGCUACCAUCUCUGUGGAGGGCAUCAGCCACGAUAUCCGCACAGCUGCCGACGGUGACUACUGGCGCUUGCUGAACCCCGGCGAGUACAGACUAACAGCCAGGGCGCCGGGCUACAGCCUCCUCAGCAAGAAGUGCGAGGUGGGCUACGAGAUGGGCGCCACCAGGUGCGACUUCACCCUCGGCCGCACCAACCUUUCACGCAUCAAAGAAAUAAUGGAGAAGUUCAACAAGCAGCCCAUCAGAGUUCCCAUGAGGCUGCCUCAAGCUCACAGGUCCAGGGCAAGACGCUUGGGAACAUAA
Limanda limanda (common dab) is the source of this 2247-nucleotide messenger RNA. RefSeq names its product inactive carboxypeptidase-like protein X2. Lineage: Eukaryota; Metazoa; Chordata; Actinopteri; Pleuronectiformes; Pleuronectidae. Gene Ontology annotation, biological process: proteolysis. Gene Ontology annotation, molecular function: metallocarboxypeptidase activity; zinc ion binding. The transcript is spliced from 14 exons. Bases 1 to 2247 code for a protein of 748 amino acids. The record is from RefSeq and is a predicted model, not a curated record.